AUGCUUAUUGUUCCGUUGGCUGUCUUCUGCUUUCCGGAGAACAGACUUACCUUCGCGAUGGAUCUUCUAACGCUCGUGUAUUGGACAUUGAAUGUGCCACAUACUCUCACCAUGGGCUACGAAGCGGGGUUGGUGACCGUGCGGUCUCCGUGGCUGAUUCUUUUGAAAUACAUGAGGACAUGGUUCAUUGUGGACAUGGUGGUGUUGGUGCCAGAUUGGGUCAUUGUGUUGCUCAGCGUCGGAGUCAGGUUUGAACGGGCUACGUCGUGCGAUAGUGCUGUUGAGGGCGCUGGGAUCGUCAGGCUGCUCAGGAAUUUGCGCAUCGUGCGUCUUCUGCGGCUCGCCCGGAUUGCGCGGCUCAGGAAAUUGUGGCAGAUCUUGAACGAAUGGAUCUCUUCACAAUCAGUCAACAUCGUGGCGAAUAUCACUGGGAUGUUGAUGCUCUUGCUGACCCUCAGCCACUUCAUAAGCUGCAUGUGGUAUGCAAUCAGUAACCAGAUGGAGGGCGACGACAGAUGGCUUAUCCAUUACAACAUGAAUGAGAAGAAGUGGAACUACUUGUAUGCGACUUGCCUCCAUUGGUCAUUGACGCAGUUCACUCCAGCGCCUAUGGAUAUCCAGCCUCAGAAUUUUCUUGAACGCGUCUUCGCGAUCUCCGUAGUGGUUUGCGCGUUGGUCGGCUUCUCCUACGUAGUCGGCAGUAUCACUGGCAGCCUUGCACAAUUUCGGAGCCUGAAGGAGGAGAAAACUCAACUGUUUUGGGAUUUGCGAGUUUAUUUGAAGCGUAACGCUGUGGAACCGACCCUUUCCAUGCGCAUCCAACGCUACCUUCAUCACGCAUGGCGCUAUCAGGCUCGCAACAAGACUUUCUCGCAGAUCAAGAUUUUGACGAUGCUGUCAGAGCAGCUCCAAAAUGAGCUGCUGUUUCAACUGCAUUCGCAUCUUACCAUAUACCCGCUUGUCCGAAAGUUGCUGGAACUGUCGAAACUGACUGCGUUCAGGUUGGCGAGGACGGCAAUCUCCACCAAACAGUUUGCAAACACUGACCCCCUUUUCAUACACGGUGAAAAGCCGAGCCACAUGUACCUGCUGGUGCAGGGGCGAUUCCAGUACAAACGCCUGACCUCCGAGGGCAAGGUGGUGCGGGAGAUGGUCGACAAAGGCGAGGACUGGAUCGCGGAGCCCGCGAUGUGGUCGACGGAGUGGUACAAUCUGGGCGACUGCACCGCGGCCGACCAGAGCAGCCUGACGCUGGUGAGCCCGAGCCAUUUCUGCCAGGAGGCGAGGCGCAACCCGUCGGCCUGGGACCUUGCCUCCAGGUACUGCAGGAACUUCGUGUGGUGGCUGAACGCGGCAGAAGCCGACGAGCUCUCUGACAUCACCCAGGGCGACGACCCGGACAAGCAGGCGCAGCUGAGGGGCUUCAUGGUCUACGACCCGGCCCCCGCCUGGCAGCUUGGCAAGAAGCGCAGCAACCACGCACCAAACCCAGAGGGGUGCUGA
Molecule: messenger RNA, 1503 nt
Organism: Prorocentrum cordatum
Lineage: Eukaryota; Dinophyceae; Prorocentrales; Prorocentraceae
Source: the annotation of a GenBank genome assembly